AUGGUUCUUGAAAAAAUCCGAGUGUCUUCUGAAGGGGAGUUCAUUGACUCUCAUGAUCGUGUGGUACAACUUCGUGGAGUGAACUUGGAUCCAUGCGUCAAAUACCCGAAUUCACCAACCGUAACUUCGCACUCUCCGUUACUUGACUCAUUUUGGGAUUCAGCAGAUGAUGCGAACUUUGUAAACCAUCCUAUCGACAUUGAUGAAGUAAAUGAACAUAUUACUAGAUUGAAGUCGAUGGGGUAUAAUACCAUUCGAUUCUGUUUUAAUUGGGAAGCAUUGGAGCAUAAGGGUCCAGGGCAGUACGAUUUUGAGUACAUUGAGUACGUACGUCAAGUUCUAUUGAAAAUAUAUGAAAUCGGUGAUAUGUACGUGUAUUUUGAUCCACAUCAGGAUGUAUGGUCCAGAUUUACAGGUGGAUCUGGAGCGCCUCUUUGGACUCUAUAUUGCGCGGGUUUCCAACCAAAAAGAGUUUCUGUCACUCAAGCUGCUAUAUUACAUAAUGAAUACAUCGACAAAGAUACUGGGAAACAAGUAAAACAUUACCCUAAGAUGUUUUGGCCAACGAAUUAUUUCAAGUUAGCUUGCCAGACCAUGUUUACGCUAUUUUUUGGUGGAAGACAAUAUGCACCAAAGUGUAUCAUAAAUGGUAAAAACAUCCAGGAUUAUUUACAAGAUUCAUUCAAUGAUGCAAUUGGUGCUAUGUAUCGAUAUUUGAUGGAGCAAUCACCAGAACUAUUUGAAGGAAAUUUGGUUCUUGGGUUAGAAACUGUUAAUGAACCAAGCGAAGGAUACAUUGGCUAUCCUAUACUUUCGCAAAUUCCAAAAGAAAGAGAGUUAAGGAUGGGUCCCACUCCAACAGCUUUCCAAAGUUUUAUUCUUGGAGAAGGGUUUGAAACCAAUGUUGAUCUAUAUGAUAUUACCGUGGCAGGACCCAAGAAAAUUGGAACUACAUUUGUUAAUCCUGAAGGACAAUCAGUAUGGAUGAACCAACAGGAAAGAGGCCAAAUCGACGCACAAUAUGGAUGGGAAAGAGAUACAGAGUGGAAGACUGGGUGUAUCUGGAAGUUACAUAAGGUAUGGGAUAUCAAAGAAAUGAAACCGCGCUUGCUACAUCCUCGGUACUUCUCUGACGGCGGAGUUGAUAUGAAGUAUUUCAUUAACAACAUGUAUGUUUCAUACUUCGAGAAGUUUAGGAAUAUGUUCCGCAGUAUAGAUAAAGAAAGGUUUUUAUUCAUGCAAAAUCCUGUUUUUCAACGGCCACCAGAGCUGAAGAACUCCUCUUUGAUAGAUGAUAGAACGGUAUUUUCCACGCAUUUUUAUGAUGGUAUGUCAUUGAUGUUUAAAACUUGGAACAAGAUUUACAACGUCAACACCUUGGGAAUAGUAAGGGGUAAGUAUCUUAACCCGGUGUUCAGUGUGGUAUUGGGUGAGAACAAUAUCAAAAAAUGCAUUUCAAAACAACUCCGUGACAUAAGAGAUGAGGCUAGAGAAGUGUUAGGUGGUCAUGUUGCCGUCGUUUUCAGUGAAAUUGGUAUGCCAUUUGAUAUGGACAACAAAGAAGCAUAUAAGACCGGACAAUAUACGUCACAGACAAGUGCUAUGGAUGCUAUUGGAUUCGCUUUGGAGAAUAACAACCUAUCAUUUUCUCUUUGGUGUUAUUGCUCGAAAAACUCUCAUCAAUGGGGCGAUCAAUGGAAUAACGAAGAUUUCUCACUUUGGAGUUCCGAUGAUGCUAAAAGGGAAAAAGUGACUGUAGAAGUUCCGCAUCUUGGUAGUGAAACGGUAUCCUUACAGGAAUCAGAAAUUUUCUCUUCACUUUCAGGAUCAACAAGAUCAACUAAAUCAGCCAAUACUUUCAAAACGGCAAAUAACGGCAUUGCACUAAUAGACUAUAGUGGGUUCAGGGCAUUAGAUUCUGUUUUGAGACCAUCUCCAAUUAAGAUUAGUGGAUCCUUCAUUUCAGCAAAAUUUGAUCCCUUCAACAGCACUUACGAUUUGGAAAUUCAUGGUCACGCGUCUUCCAGUAACAGAUCUUUGAUAUUUCUGCCGGCAUAUCAUUUCAAACUUGACAACAUUAUAAUGAAAUCCUCCUCUGGCCAUUUCACUUACGAUCCUGAGAGACAGAUACUACAGUGGAUUCACGAACCUGGCCAUCAGUUUUUGAACAUUUCUUUAAUCAAUGUGACAGCAAAUGAGGACAGCUGUGUUAUCUCAUAA
Kluyveromyces lactis is the source of this 2220-nucleotide messenger RNA. RefSeq names its product hydrolase (gene EGH1). The coding region runs from base 1 to 2220 and encodes 739 amino acids. The transcript has a single exon. Lineage: Eukaryota; Fungi; Ascomycota; Saccharomycetes; Saccharomycetales; Saccharomycetaceae. Gene Ontology annotation, biological process: ergosteryl 3-beta-D-glucoside catabolic process. Gene Ontology annotation, molecular function: steryl-beta-glucosidase activity. The record is from RefSeq and is a predicted model, not a curated record.